Molecule: messenger RNA, 1386 nt
Organism: Otolemur garnettii (small-eared galago)
Lineage: Eukaryota; Metazoa; Chordata; Mammalia; Primates; Galagidae
Gene: PEAK3
Product: PEAK family member 3
Exons: 3
Coding region: 1-1386 (461 amino acids)
Biological process (GO): protein phosphorylation
Cellular component (GO): actin cytoskeleton; focal adhesion
Molecular function (GO): protein kinase activity
Source: RefSeq, a predicted model, not a curated record
AUGAGCAGCUCCAGGCCAGCCCCUGAAAGCCAAGAGGCCGACAGCCCCACCUGGCCCAUUCAGCCCACAUACAGCAACCUCGGUGAGGUCCGUGCUCACCUACUGCCCUUGAAGGCCUGCUGUCCCCGAACCCCUGGAACCAUCUCCACAGACCCACAGCCUCUGCCCCCACCCCUGCCCAAGAAGACUUUAACUCGGACCCAGUCUCUGCCCACUCAUGGGGCCCUCACUCCCAGCCCUGCCAGAACAGGGCAGCCUCAGAGGCCCCUUCUGGGGUCCCACAGUGUGGAUGAGAGUCAGGCUGAGGCCAGGCCAGCCUGUCCCCCCACAGAGCAGACCUUCAGCAGGUCUCAUGCCACACUGGGCCUCCAAGACCUGCACAGCCCAGAAGCUGUGUAUGCUACAUUGGCUGCCCAGCAGCUUGAGGGCCUCCACACCAUCGAAGCCCGGCUCCGAGCCCGGCUCAUGGGGGGCCGCCCUGACCCCUGUGGCCCUGGCCACAGCUUCAGCCUACUGGACAGCUCACCCUGCAUGGAGAGUGGGGAUGCCCUGUACUACCGAGUGGUUCGGAGGAAUGAGGAUGCCUGGCACAUCUUGGCCGCCAAGGUACCCAAGCUCAGAACGGAGGUGCCACACCCGUGGGGCCUGGAGCUGCAGGCCUCUCUGCCUCCACACUUCAACCUGCAAGGGCUGUGUGGUCUGGUACCGGAGGGCACACUGCUCGCAGCACCCUGGAGAGGCCCUGUGGUGCUAGUGGCUGAGGUACCAGAGCGCACUGUGACCCAGUGGCUGGCGGAGAUUGGCGCGCAGCGGUCAGAGGAGUUCGUGCGGGCCACUGCUCUCCUGCUGCUGCAACUGAGCGCGGCCCUGGAGUGCUUGGAGGCGCAGGGCGCGAUCCUGGCUGAGCUGCGGCCUGAGAACCUACUGCUAGCGGCACCGCGGGGCUGUGUGGCCACGGGGACCCCGCGCUUGCUGCUGGCGGACUUCAGCUGCGUCUGCCGGAGCCCUCUGGAAGCCCCGGGGACUCAUGCGCCUCAGCUGGUCCGCCUGCUCCGCAGGCUGCUGGGCCCUGCCGCGCCUUUGGCCUCGCCUUUGGCCAUGGGCCUGGAGCGCCUGGCCGCCCGGCUGUCCCAUUCGCGGCCCUCAGCGGCCCGGACGCGUGGCGCACUACAGGCGCUGCUCUGGGGUCCUGGGCAAGAGCUAUGUGGCCGCGGAGCCUCGCUGGGGCUCUGGUUGGGGGCCCGCCGCGCCCUACUGAUCUUGCACCUGGCUGAACAGACGGCUGGUGGAGAGGCCCCACGUCUCGAGGACUGGCUGUGCUGUGAGUACCUGGCCGAAGCCACAGAAGCCUUGCUGGGCCAGGCCCUGAUGCUGCUGUGGGACUGA